Chroicocephalus ridibundus (black-headed gull) is the source of this 4204-nucleotide messenger RNA. Its product is annotated as sialidase-like. The record is from RefSeq and is a predicted model, not a curated record. The transcript has 3 exons. The coding region runs from base 40 to 609 and encodes 189 amino acids. Lineage: Eukaryota; Metazoa; Chordata; Aves; Charadriiformes; Laridae.
AGCCUUAAUCAUCAGCAGAGUAAGUGUGAGAGCUGGAAAAUGACAGGAAAAUACGUGAAGGAUGGCUCUCCAACAGCAGAGAGGGAUCCAAACAGCCUCGGAUGGGCUUCGGGGUCCCCACCCGAGCAGCGGUGUCCCCUGCAUCACAUCCGGCCAGCUGUGUGCGCCCAGCACAGCCCCACCGUGGCUGAGGGAGAGCACCAUUGCCACCGCAGCCCCAGCGUCUCCAUCGUCAUCAUAGCUCCAGAAUCUCCAACACAGCCCCAGCGUCUCCAUCGUCAUCGCAGCCCCAGCGUCUCCAUCGCCACCGCAGCCCCAGCGUCUCUAUCGCUGCCCCAGCAUCUCCAUCGCCACCACAGCCCCAACAUCUCCAUCACCACCACAGCCACAGCAUCUCCAUCGCAACCGCAGCGUCUCCGUCGCCACCACAGCCCCAACAUCUCCAUCACCACCACAGCCCCAGCGUCUCCGUCGCAGCCCCAGCGUCUCCAUCACAGCCCGUUUCCCACCACACCGACGGCCGGGGGCUUUGCUGCUGGCAGCCUUGGGAGCCUCGGUGGUGCCCGUCCGCACCGUGUGCCUGCAGAGUGGGAGGGAGAAGGAAAAUGAAUCCCUUUCGAUCAGAGCUGGAAUGAUCCUGAUGGGGGGGAAUCCACCAAACCUGAGUAAUGUUUGCUGCCGCGGGAGGCUGCGCAGCGUACGUAUGUUUUAUUCUGCUGGGGCCUGGGUAUAAUUGAAUUGGAGUUUGUUGGAAACUGAGCCCAGACUCGCUGAAAGCCUCACACAACUCCAAACCAGGCGGUUUUGCUUGGUUCAGGUUUAAUUAUGAAUGGUUCACUCAGCCUCAGUAAUGACUCAUAUUCACUAACUCUCCUAUAGAUGAGAUGUGACAAAAGUGUAGUUCAGAUACACAAAGCAUAAUUAUUUAAUGAUGAAGUAAAGUUGAUUAGGAAGCCUUUAAGCUGUUACACUCUUAGUAGGGUAUUUUGCAGUCACUGAAUAAAUGAACAUAAUUUAAUUCGUAAAAGCUAUAUAGCUCCUGCUGCGUUUGAAAAUGAUACGUAGCUAGAAGUUAGGUUUUUCCCAUUAUAGAAUUCUAUAUACUACAACAAAGAGCAUAGAGCAUUGCCACUAUGAACAGAGAAAACUAUUCUUAGUGACUAUCCAGGCUAAAAAUGAUAGAACUCACAUAUCCAGUAACAAUCAUGAACCUGACAAAUCAAGCUUGUAAGCCUGUGGUGUGAUCUGAAAACCUAACAAGCUUCCAAGAAGGAUCUCUGCUUUAAAAAUACAUUCUUUCUUUCUAGAUUCUUUUUUUUUUUUUUUCCAUGAGAUGUGCAAGACUGAACAGCAUGAGAGCAGCAUGAGACCGGCUGUGCCAUUGAAGGGAUAUAUUUAUAUAUUAUGUAGCUGUGCUCCAAUUAUGAAAUUGAUCCAUGGAUAAAAAUCCCCUAAGGGUGGCUAUUAAUGAGAUUGCCUGCUCUGAGUGCAUCCAGUAAUAAGAUUAGGUAUGCAUUUAUCCUGAGCAGAGAUAAACCAAUGACAAGUUCGUGCCAAGAUAAGACACUUUUGAAAGGCAAUUAAACAUGGGACAUAAUGUGCGUGCAUAUGUCUGUGGGAGGUUGCAGGAUGGAAAGCUGCUUUUCAUCUGCAGAAGUGCUUCUGAGUGUAACAGGUAGGGAGGAACAGACUUUUCACAGUGGUGAGAUCAAAUUUGAGCUUAAAAAUCAAAAUAUUUGAAUUCAGAAUUUACAAAUCAGUUUUACAAAGCGUGCGGCCUGGCCUCUUUGGCUUUUCCUCCACUCAUGGAAGGCUCGAAAAUACCCUUGACAAUUACCAGCUGCCCGGUGAGACACGGCUCGCUCACCACGCUUGGACUUAUGUUGGACUUCAGUGAAUAUGGCACCUCACCGGCAUCCAGGCUCCGACGCAGCCUCCCGCGCUGCCUAACGAGGCCAACCAGGCAGCGAUGCUCUGAGAGAAAAGUCCUCAAGUGUUUCCUGCAAGAUUUUCUGUGGCAAUACCUGCGCCGUACUGGUGGCAUGGUGUGUGGGUCGUGAAAGCUCCCAGCCGGGGCUGACCGCAGCGGGCAGUGCGGGGGAGCUCAGCGCACAGCGACGGCAGAAAGCCCAUGGCUCUCCCCACAGGGCAGUAACAGCGAUUCUGUCCCCAUCUUACGGCAAUUGUGACUGCUCGGUUACUCACCGCUCACCUGCAAGAGAGCUGAAAUGUCUCCUGAAGUCUUCUCUUAAUUUUCCAGCAUUAGGGAAAGCUUAUCCUCCUUACGCUGCUAUUGCAGCUCUUGCUCCGCACGUUGUUUUGCGGCGUCUCCAAUAACUGGAGCAGAGAGGCCAGACUCCCUCCGGAAGCAGCAUCCUCUCUUAUACAUAAACAACUCAAGCUCAAAUCAAAAUUUGAAUUACCAGGCUGAUUAAAUAGACCUUAAAAUCCUGCCUCUGCUUGCCACACUUCAUACAUCCGAGCCAGAGCCAGGAGGGCAGCGCCUGCCCCGUGGAAACCCCGGGGCAUUGCCAGGCAUCGGGGAAAAAUGCGAAGCGGGAGGACAAUUACAACCCAAUUUCUGGAGCGCUCGCUGAGGAGAUAACGGACAAUGACUGGAGUACAAAGGGUGGGACUGAAGGUGAAUGCUGGCACGAUUUGUUCUCCCUUCGCUUUUGCCCCAUCAGCACAAACGAGAGCAGCCGCAGGCUCCCAUAAACCCCACCAGCUGGGAGAGCCUUUAAACAGAAAGGUGUGGGGAGAGGGGAGCACUUCCAGCAAUGAGCAUGAGCGUCCAUCUCAGGACAUUUGGAAGACUUCUUACAAGCAGAAUUAACAAUAAUUUGUAAUCAGAGAGUACCUUUAUAAACCCUAUACCCCAGAAAUAGCGUCAUUUCAAUGGUGUGUGAAAGUAAAGGAACUUGAGUUGCACAGGAAACUCCCUUCCUCGUUUUUUUUAAAUGCGAAAACCUCCUGUUCGACUGCCAAAUGCCCAAAUUUCUUAAGUUAAAUCACUUAAGAAAUUGGGAUAUUGGACAUUUCAUCUAGGUGUGAUUGAAAGGAAUAAACAGGCUUUCACUCUAUAGUCACAGACCUUGAAGAGAUGGUUGUAAGUUUUUAAAAUAUGCACUAAAUGAGUAUUCUGGCUACGAAGUGUAUAAAGUAUAUGCAGAAAAUGUGUGUGACUGGGGUCUCUUGAAUGUAGCCGUGUGCUUUUACAAGCCUUCUGUUAAGGAGCUGCAAAAACCAUAUGGUAUCCAUUAAUAAAUAUAUUUAGCAUUUUUCUUCCUGAGCAAUUUCUUCGCAGGUAAUUAUUUGCUUAACUUAUUCAAAGUGGCCCAAAAUCCAGUUCUUAUCGGCUGCAGGUUGUAUUUGCACCCCUCCAGCAGAACACCGGGAUCCUUUCUCCAGCCCAGCUCACUGGAGAGAAGCUGUGCAUGUGGCCAAGCAAAGGCGCCCCACUCCUCCUCGCUCAAAAAUGACUCUUAGGCCUGCCUUUCUCUUAAAAACCUUAUUACAAAGUACUAAGAAAUUCAGUAAUUCAGUAAGAAAUAUUGGAUUUAGCUGCCCCUCCCUCUUCCCUGCCAGGGCGGCCGGGUCUUCCAAGGCCUUUGUGCCCCACACGGACACGCAGGGCUGAGCAGGGACGGAAGUUCUCCUCACAGAUAGUUUGACUCAUCAACCUUGCUUUGCUUCUUGGGGCCCCUCCUUCAGAAUUUUAAAAUAUCAGCCCUCUUCUAAAUUAGCAUCAGAGAUUCACUGGUUGGGUGCAAGGUCUCUGGUCUCUUUUUGAAAACUCUUGAUACUUUUCCUUCUCUUUCUGGGUCCCUCCUUCUCUGCCCCCUCCUGUAAUCAGGAUCCCAAAGUCUGCGCUUUCUGAUGAGGAUUAAGCCAUGACCCGUGCAUGAUUGCAGGAAAUAAGCCUUUAAAAUGUGCCUAAGUGCUCUGCUUGUUUGAAGUUACUGAUCCUUAAAAUAGAUGUCUAAAAAAAAAUGUGUAAUUUCAAAUGUUUCUGCAGAUAUUGUUGCAGCGUAUGUAACAAGGAGACACAUCAAGCCAAGUUACAUCAGUUAUGCUCCAUUAUAUCAUGAACUGAGCCAAAUGAAUCAAAACAUGCAGGAAUACUUCAAGUGACAACGCAAGCCUUGUAUAGUUUCUUUCCCUAGUUACCACUUCCAAAGCAUUAGACUAUUCAGCUUGAUUU